AUGCGCCCUCUCCAUGCGCGGCCCUUGUCCAGGGUCGCGGCCUUCCCGACGCGCUCUCCUCUCGUGUCUUUCGCACAACAUAGAGCUUCAACCCGGACGCUCGCUACAGAGGCAACUACUCCUGCACCGCCCAAACUCAUCCGACGCUGGCGCACCAUCGGUCGUUACACCCUCUAUGUCCUCGGCUCCUCCGUCCUCGGCGUUGGUCUUCUCACUGGCGCCAUAUUCAUGCACGAUGCAUUCACCUACCAUGAACGCCACAUCGACGGUGUUCCCAUAUCGCCGCGCGCCCUGCACCCUGAGCGUGGUGGUCCCAAGAAUCUGCCCGUUCUAUCGCGGCUUCUAAGCGACUAUGAGGAUGACGAGAACCGCGACCUGGUACACAAACCGCAUCUUGUCAUCGUCGGAGGUGGUUGGGGUGCUGUUGGUAUCCUGGACAAGCUCUCCCCCGGCGACUACCAUGUAACUAUCGUGUCUCCCGAAACAUACACCACGUUCACUCCUCUUCUACCUUCGGCUGCGGUUGGAACUGUGUCCGUACGCUCCCUCGUUGAACCCCUCCGCAAGAUUGCGGCACGCCUCCGCGGUCAUCUCGUCAAUGCACGCGCGAUUGACUUGGUAAUGUCAGAACGCCUGCUCGAGGUCGAAACCAUCCGCCCAGACGGCAAGGGCGAGCGCAUGUACAUCCCAUACGACAAACUCAUCAUCGCAGUCGGCUCCACCUCGAGCACACACGGCGUACCUGGAUUGGAGCACUGUUUCCAGUUGAAGACCAUCGGCGACGCGCAAGGCAUCAGGAAGCGGAUUAUUGACAACUUUGAGGCGGCUUCACUACCGACUACCACGCCUGAGGAGCGUCGCAAGCUUCUCAGCUUCGUCGUGUGCGGUGGCGGCCCCACUGGAGUUGAAACGGCUGCGGAAAUAUACGACUUGUGCCAAGAGGACCUCAUCAACUACUUCCCGAAGAUCUGCCGACAGGAAGUAUCGAUACACCUCAUUCAGAGCCGGGAACAUAUUCUCAACACUUACUCGGAAGCCAUCUCGCGCUAUGCGGAGGACAAGUUCAUGCACGACAGCAUCGACCUCAUCACAUCCGCCCGUGUGCAAGCGGUCGACAUCGACAAGGUGACGUACUCGCGGCGCGGGCCAGACGGCAAGACGGAGACGCAUGAGAUCCCGACAAACUUCGUACUGUGGAGCACGGGUAUUGCCAUGAACCCGUUCACCCGGCGUGUAGCGGACCUGCUCCCGAACCAGAUGCACAAGAAGGCUAUCGAGGUCGACGCGCACCUGAGGGUCAAGGGCGCGCCUCUUGGCGAGGUGUAUGCUAUUGGCGAUGCGAGCACGAUCGAAACGUCUGUAGUGCCAUACCUGCUUGAGCUUGUUGACGAGGCGGACAAGAACAAGGACGGCAAGAUUGACUACGACGAAUGGACGAUCAUGGUGUCGCGCAUCAAGAAACGCAUCCCCAUGGCUGAAGAGCAGCUGCAGAAAGUUCGGGAGCUAUUCGACCUCUACGACUCGGACUCGGACAACAGCCUCACUCUGAACGAGCUCGCGGUGCUCCUGCAAGAAAUCGGCAACAAGAUCACCGCCCUGCCCGCCACCGCGCAAGUCGCCUCACAGCAGGGCAAAUACCUCGGCGCGAAGCUCUCCAAGGUCGCGCAGCAUCGCAAGGUGCUCGAGGCGAACGGGCUGCGGCCCGAGGAGGGCGACGAGGCGGUCGCGGGCCCGUUCCGGUACCUGCACCUCGGCUCGCUCGCGUACAUCGGGAACGCGGCCGUGUUCGACCUCGGCAAAUUCAGCUUCAUGGGCGGGCUCGCGGCGAUGUACGCGUGGCGCAGCGUGUACUGGAGCGAGCAGGUCAGCAUGCGCACGCGCGCGCUGCUCAUGAUCGACUGGAUCGUUCGCGGAAUUUGGGGGCGCGAUUUGUCGCGGCUGUAG
Trametes versicolor FP-101664 SS1 is the source of this 1944-nucleotide messenger RNA. Its product is annotated as nucleotide-binding domain-containing protein. The transcript is spliced from 12 exons. Gene Ontology annotation, molecular function: NADH dehydrogenase activity; calcium ion binding. Bases 1 to 1944 code for a protein of 647 amino acids. NCBI's taxonomy places the organism in Eukaryota, Fungi, Basidiomycota, Agaricomycetes, Polyporales, Polyporaceae. The record is from RefSeq and is a predicted model, not a curated record.